This is a messenger RNA of Anopheles moucheti, 1386 nucleotides long. RefSeq lists its product as uncharacterized. The record is from RefSeq and is a predicted model, not a curated record. NCBI's taxonomy places the organism in Eukaryota, Metazoa, Arthropoda, Insecta, Diptera, Culicidae. Bases 1 to 1386 code for a protein of 461 amino acids. The transcript has 3 exons.
AUGAGCACCAACGAGAACGGUGCAUCAGACGCGAGCGAGGAGGAAACACGGCGAUCUUCACUGAUCCGUUCCAGCGCUUUUGGCCCCUCUCAUCUCUUCGCUCCUCCGCCAACGCAGAGCGUACCGUCAGCGCCAUCGCAGCAUCCCGGGACGCCGUCAUUUCCACAAGCGGGAUCAGCACCGAAUCCCGAAACUGCUGCGCUUUACCAAAUGUUGCAGUUAAUGCAACAACAAAUGUCCCAGCAGCAGCAAAUGAUGGCACAAAUGAUGCAAAUGCACACGACACAGCGUAACCCGGAAUCCCAGCAUCAGCAGCAGCCGCUUAGCCCGCAGCAGCCCGAGCUCAUCAUGGAAGCCUUGGCGCGCAGCUUAAUAGAGUUUCGGUACGAGGCCGAAUCCAACGUAACGUUUGAAGCAUGGUAUGCCCGUUACGAGGAUUUAUUUAAGCAGGACGCCUCCCGACUCGACGAUGCGGCUAAAGUUCGCCUGCUACUAAGGAAGCUAGGAACGAUGGAACACUCUCGCUAUUCCAAUUACAUCCUGCCCCGUCUUCCGCGCGACGUGUCUUUCGAGGAAACAGUGUGUAUCCUGAAGUCGCUGUUUGGAUCCUUCGAAUCCAUCGUUAGCAAGCGUUACCAGUGUAUGCAGCUAGCAAAAACGCGCUCGGAGGAUAUUCUAGCGUUCAUUUGCCGCGUGAACCGUUCAUGCGUCGAUUUUCAGUUUUCAUCGAUGAACGAGGACCAGUUCAAGUGCUUGAUAUUAGUAUGUGGGCUGAAGGAUGAAACUGAUGCAGAAAUCCGCACAAGGCUUCUCGCGCGAGUGGAAGAGAGAAAUGAUGUCACGCUAGACGAACUAGCAGCCGAGUGUCGGCGUAUAAAACAUUUAAAAGGGGACAGCGUAAUGAUUGGUGCAAAAUCAAGUGACCAAGUUCUGGCCGUUCAUAGAGGAUCUUUGCAAACGAAGCCUUCACACCAUCACAGAGCCACUGUGCAACAGCGAAAGCCUCCGCAACGAAAACCGAACGAACCAACGGUGUCGGGUAAACCAUCUCGGCCGUGUUGGUUAUGCGGUGACCUUCAUUGGUGUUUGGGUCAGCCGCCGUUAAACGCCGCAAGUGUCUGCGCAAAGACCGCAUCUGGUGAUGCACUACAGCUCGAUGGGGAAUUCGAAGCGGAAAUCACGCUCGCUGGCAAAAGAAUGAACGCUACAGUCCGGGUUGCUCCAGCCGACGUGAAGCUGUUCGGCGCCGAUCUGAUCGAGCUUUUCGAUCUCGGUUCCAUACCCAUGGACGCGUUCUGCAGCGUGAUAGGGUCCGAACCCUUUGUGAAGAAGCCCGAAACCGAAUACGGCAUCGCCAGCCUCGAACUAGAAAACGACAGACGUUGA